Messenger RNA from Closterium sp. Naga37s-1, 927 nucleotides. Lineage: Eukaryota; Viridiplantae; Streptophyta; Zygnematophyceae; Desmidiales; Closteriaceae. The record is from the annotation of a GenBank genome assembly.
AUGUCGCGCCGGGGCUUCCCGCUUGUUGCGCCGCCUGCGGCAGUUCUGGUCGUUCUUCUCCUCGUCGCAGCGGCAGCUGGCGGCGUGCGCGGAUUGCGCGGGAAUGCGGCGCAACCCCGCAAGCUGGCUGUUGGCGGAAGCGGAGACUCUCCGCGGAGGAGAGCGGCGGAGCUAGUGAAAGAAUCCCCCCAUCAUGCUUCCGCAACGGCGGGGGCGCAUGUUCCGCCGCUGCAGCUGAUAAUUGCGGAAGAGGCGCGCGGAGGGCGCAGUGUGCUUGGACGGAUCGGCCCCUGGGGCGGCGCGUGGGCGCGCAUGCACCUGGGGUCGACGAAGCACACGCGGUCAGUGGGGGAGAUGCUGGAUAAGCAGAGCGGCAGCAUGCACGGCAUGCUCAGUGGCAGCAAGACCGUCAACCCUGAUUUCUACAACUGGAACGCCGUCUAUUUCAUCUACUGCGAUGGCGGCUCCUUCUCAGGCCACCAGGACCAACCCGUUCGCUUCAAUGUCAGUCACCUGCCCCUCCGCCCCUCUACUUCUCCGCCUCUCUGCCUUUCUGCCUGCUCGCCUCUCGGCCGUUUAACAUUCUCGUCUACUCGCCACCUCUCCGCUCUCGUCGUGCUGUUUCUUCCUUCUCGCCUUCCCCCUCCCGAAUCCACGUCCCUCCCCCCCUUCAACGCAUUCCCCUGUGGUUGUCUCGGGGUCCUCAGCGGGGGGAGUGGCACUACUGCUGCACUGCGAUCGAGUGAGGGACACUCUCACAGCCGCCUCUCCCUCCAUGCACGUCCGCUGCCUUGCCGAUGCCUCAAUGUUCCUCGAUAUAAUCUGAUCAUCAGCGUGUGUCAAGGAGCGACGGCUGGAGCAGCAGCAUCAGAUGAGGGCCAUUACAGCACCGGAGGUGUUGGGUUCGGGACUAACGGCCCCACCUGA